AUGACAAUUAUCACUACGUCCGUUGGCAGUUUUGCCAUUGCUCUUCUGGCUUUUGGAAGAAUCGUCCUUGGUGGCCCAAUUCCUAUCGACAUAAGGGGAGACGUCAUUAUAUCUAUCCCCAGUGGCAGCCACACCCACACCGGGUCCGAUCCCUUCACAGGUUCAGGUGCUCUGGAGAUGAACAAGGUUUCUGCCAGAGUUGAUAAUGGCGGCAGAAUACCACCACAGUGGCACCUCCACAAUGUACCUCCUCCCUUCACGAAACAUCGAAACACAGUCGAGGCCAGAUCGACGGCAUUCACAGAAACUAUCAAAAAGAUUAGGGCAUAUAUAGGUGCCAACCCUACUUUAGAACACACACAAUCAACCGCGGCAAAAUCUGCGAAACCUCCUGCGAAACGAUCAGAAAAAGAUAAAGUUGGCCACCCUGUACCAACCCAGUCUGCUGUUGACCAUAUAACACCCAUACCCGGAGGCCCAUGGAAGUACAGGGAGCCAGCCAAAACCAAAUACCCCGCAAAGCACAGGAAUCCUGUGCCAGUUAUUUGGUGA
This is a messenger RNA of Microsporum canis CBS 113480, 552 nucleotides long. RefSeq lists its product as uncharacterized. The record is from RefSeq and is a predicted model, not a curated record. The coding region runs from base 1 to 552 and encodes 183 amino acids. The transcript has a single exon. NCBI's taxonomy places the organism in Eukaryota, Fungi, Ascomycota, Eurotiomycetes, Onygenales, Arthrodermataceae.